Electrophorus electricus (electric eel) is the source of this 1925-nucleotide messenger RNA. RefSeq names its product EF-hand domain family, member B (gene efhb). Lineage: Eukaryota; Metazoa; Chordata; Actinopteri; Gymnotiformes; Gymnotidae. Gene Ontology annotation, molecular function: calcium ion binding. The record is from RefSeq and is a predicted model, not a curated record.
UGUUAGUUAGCCAGCGCUAGCUAUUUGUUUAGCUAUUUGUUUAUUAUUCACAUUAAAAAUGAAAGUGGUGUCCAUACCUAAGUGAACGUUUACGAUGACCUUGUUAGAGAGAAAAACAACCACCGCCUGGAGAUGCAGGGACACCUUUCCAAAUAUUAGAGCGGCGGGGAAACUUAUACCACAAGGUGACAGGGCAAAGACAUGUCUAGAGGAAAUAACACCAAGGCCUGUCACACCUUCAGUGGUUAGGAAAUUCCUCAACAGUACCCAUCCAGAAGCAGGGGCAAUACGUGUGUUCUUCGGGAAAGCAAAUGAUCCUGAUAUUGCCAGCACCCUAGUUCAUGGAAUAAGCACAAGACCAUCCAUAUCUGGUGGAUCUUUGAUAAACCCACCCCCCAAAACACAGUACCAGGAGAGGCUGCGUGAGCUUCAGGAGUCCAUUUAUGACAGCAGUCAGAAAGCUCCUCUCGGAAGAGCCCAGCUUAAGGGUCCUGGGCUUCCGGUUCAGUUUGACUAUGAAAAAACAGCAUUCAGUGUUAAAUCCCUUCUCCCUUUGACUGCUGGUGAGAUCAUCAAUCCAUCCAAAUCAGUAGAACAGGUAGAAAAAGAGGCACAGGAGGCACAUAAGCACUACGUGAUCUCACAUAACUCUUACUUUGUUGGUGAGCAUGUGGAUAGGGGCUAUGACACAAAUGCCUACAGGAAGGAUAGCAGGUUCGGUGUGACCACUCCCCAUCGCAAUGACGGGUACAAUGCCUCCAGGUCUUUUCAGUGGCUUUGUGACACACAAAAGCACUACAGUGCUAAAUUAGUUUUGAAGCGAUGUGACAACUUUAGAGAGAGGACACAGCCACAGAUAGGCAAAGUUCAUGAUCCGAUUGCAGAGACCUUGAGAGUCCCACCUGACCACACAUUUGGAGUUUUGCUGCGUCCGGAUAAGUUUGGUGCAGGUGAUCUGCUGCACUGCACACCACCUUCCGGAUACGUGAGAGGGCAGUUCUGGCUGCCAGCCCUGGUUAGCGCCGUCCGACAGCAACUGAAAAAGGCCAACUUCCACAACUUCACCUCCCUGCUGCAAGCCUUCCGAUACUACGACAAGAAAGGCCUUGGGAAGAUAGAUAAAGAGGACCUGCAGGAUGUGUGCCGUCAGUUUAACCUGGACCUUAGCAGAGAUGUCCUGGAUGGCCUCAUGGACUACUGUGACAUUGAUAAGGAUGGUCUUAUCAACUUCUUGGAAUUUGCAAAUUUUCUAAAUUGGAAGGACAAAAUGCCAAUCAGUACAGAAGACCAGAAAAUGUUAACAAGAGUGCAGAAGGCCAAUUCUGCCCCAGCCGGUGUCCAGAGAGUGGAGCUCCGGGCCUUGGACACGGACAAGAAAGCUGGUUUGCAAAGCCUGGCCGCACCGGAGGACAUGGAGCCCGCAGACGUGGGCAGUGCCUUAAAGACACCCAGAGCACUCUGCAGGUCCAGAGCAGAGCAGGGCCGCUUUGUCACCUCCUCCUCUGUCAUCUGUGCUGUCAUCGGGGGGCUUCCUGCGACCGGUAGUCGCACGUUUGGGGUUCCGACGGUGCGUACAGAUCUGGCAGCUCCUCGCAUCAAGCGUAUCGGUGACCGCACGAACUAUGGUGAUGAGGCCACAGCACAUGGCCUUCUGCAUCCCACACUGCACUCGUUGUACGGCGUUCAUGAAGAGCACUUCCUGUCCCCACGAGCCAAGGACGAGAUGAUUCAGAUUUUUCGGAAUGUAGGCUUGGAUGUUGCCGAACAGACGUUUGAGGAGGCCUGGAAGUUGGCCUCCAUGAGACAUCCCACUGGCGAAGUGUGUGUGGAGAGCUUCUGGAAUAUUCUCAAAGAACUACAAGCAAAUUAAAAAGAAUGUAUGUUUUCCCCUCAUUAUUUAACAAGGAUACAUGUAUAUAUUUUGC